Rhodamnia argentea is the source of this 1524-nucleotide messenger RNA. RefSeq names its product acyl-carrier-protein phosphodiesterase PptH-like. The record is from RefSeq and is a predicted model, not a curated record. Gene Ontology annotation, molecular function: hydrolase activity. Lineage: Eukaryota; Viridiplantae; Streptophyta; Magnoliopsida; Myrtales; Myrtaceae.
UAGAAGAGGCAUGACAGAUAAAGAUUCCUACUUUCUUUUUCUUCGUUGCAUUUCUUUUGCCAUAAAUCGAAAUUGCAAUUCUGGGUUGGUGAGAUUGCGCUCCUUUCAUUGAAAGACGUUCCCUUUUCAUUCUUGAAAAGGGGAGAAUCUAGGAAUGACUUCUUUCCAGGUCAACGACAUGAUCAAAAGGGUGGCUUGAAUCGGACAUUGCAGAUUAACUAACCAACGACCCGACCGAGGAUUCUUGAUUUUUGGUCUCUCGUCUUCUUCGUCCCAUUCAUUCCAACACCCAGAUCAAGGGAUUACAAUGGUUCUGAGGUUAGCCUCCUCUUAUAUGAGCUUACCUCAGACCCCGCGCUCUUUGAGCUCUCUUUCCCAUUGCAUCCCUUCGAGAAAAUUUGGAAAGAUGUGGAAGAGGGGUUGCACUAGGAGGCCGGAUAUUUUACCUUCCCUAAAUGGAGAUGAUGCUUGUUUACGUGUUUUUGUGCUCUCGGAUUUGCAUACGGACUACUCGGAGAACAUGAAAUGGGUUGAAUGCUUGUCAACUGUCAAACACAAGAGAGACGUGCUUCUUGUUGCCGGCGAUGUGGCAGAAACAUAUAACAACUUUGUCCUAACGAUGUCUCUCUUGAAGGAGAGAUUCGAGCAUGUCUUUUACGUGCCAGGAAAUCAUGAUCUUUGGUGCCGUAGAGAGUCAGAAAAUGACUUUGGUUCUUUGGAAAAACUGGAGAAACUACUCGAUGCAUGUCAAAGACUUGGUGUAAAGACCGAUCCAAUGGUCAUAGGCAGCUUGGGAAUCAUUCCUUUAUUCUCUUGGUAUCAUGAGAGCUUUGACAGAGAGGAAGACAUAACCAGUUUCCGCAUCCCUCCUUUGGAGAUGGCAUGUAAAGACUAUCAUGCAUGCAAGUGGCCAGAGGAGCUUUCAAACAAAGAUACUUCCCUAGCUUCUUACUUUGAUGCGCUGAAUGAACAUAAUACGGAUGCAAUGGAAGAUGUCAAGAAGACAUGCGAGCAGAUCAUCACAUUUUCUCACUUUGUUCCUAGACAAGAGUUGUGCCCAGAAAAAAGGAUGUUGUUUUACCCAAAUCUACCCAAAAUUAUCGGUUCUGAUUGCCUCGAGGCUCGCUUAAGAUCCAUACAUGGGGCCAAGGUUAGUGGUUCAGCUUGCCAUGUCUUUGGCCAUACCCAUUUCUGCUGGGACGCCGUGCUCGACGGAAUCAGAUAUGUGCAGGCGCCUCUGGCUUACCCAAGAGAACGGAAGAGAAGGAUGAACGGCGGCGAGAAUUGGCUACCCUUCUGCAUCUACUCCGACGGCGAGUUUGCCGAGAGGCUCUCACCAUGUUACUGGUCAGAUUACUACUCUGUAAACCCUGACAACCCCGGAACACUGAACUUGCACCCUGGGUUGCCAGAUUCUACAGCCAAAGAAUAGAUACCACAUGAUUACUUGGUGUCACCAGCAUUUUCUCUGGUACAAUCAAGAUCUUGCGAGGUGACAUGAUCAUACAAUGAAGCAUUCAUGAA